ACAUUAGAAUAGAAUCGACGAACACAGCUAAGACUCGCUCGAUGUCCGUCCACUUAUAAAAAUACUGCGGCUCAUGUGGGCUUCGAAUGCUUCUCUCCCAACCCAAAGCCACGCCUUCCCCUUCCCUUCCCCAUGACCCUCGGUCGCCCCAUGGGUGCCCCCGCCACCACCGCCCUCCGACCGCGAUUGGCCGACCGCCCGUGUCACCGACGGCGAGGAUCAUGCUAGCCGUCGCGACGUGGCUCCGCGCCCGCCACCGGAGCCGCCGCUGCCUGCUGCUGGUGCUCUGCUCCCCGCUGCUCGUCCCGCUGCUCUGCGCCGCCUUCCCCCUCCUCUGCGCGGCCGAGCUCUUCCUCCGGCUCUGCUGCCGGAAGAGGAGAUCGGGGGACGAGGGCGGCGGCGAGGAGGAGGAGGAGGAGGAGGCGGCCGCGAGGCUGCGGAGAUGCGAAGAGGGGCGCUGCGGCGGCGGCGGGGAGAGUGAGGUAGGGGUGUUGCUCCAGAGGUACUUGGAAGAUCAGCUGAGACUGGUGGGAACUGUGUACGAGUGCGGGGACGAUGGCGAUGGCGACGGCGACGACGGGGAUGUCGGGUUCCUAGAGAGUUGUCGGAGUCCUCUCCUCGCUUGAGUUUGAUUGGUAGAUAGGAUUCGAUUUGGUGGGGUUUGGGAUUUUUUUUUUUUUUUUUUUUGCCCUUUUUCCGUUUUUGGGUAUUUCGAUUUUGCUCAGUUUGUCUAUGAAUUUACCUCUCUGUACAUGAUGAAAUGCUGAUUAAAGGCGGGUAAUCACAGAAAAAAGAAGAAGCGAGAUUGCCCUUUGAUCAAGCGCCCUCUUGUUUGUUAUGUUUUGCUUUUCUCUCCUCAUUGAUUGAAUGUGAAAUGAAAUUUCGACAGUUUCUUGAACUUCUGACUUCGAA
Molecule: messenger RNA, 912 nt
Organism: Rhodamnia argentea
Lineage: Eukaryota; Viridiplantae; Streptophyta; Magnoliopsida; Myrtales; Myrtaceae
Exons: 1
Coding region: 87-626 (179 amino acids)
Source: RefSeq, a predicted model, not a curated record